AAGUAGCUUGGCCCUAAAAACGAGUAGCAACUGACACCAUCGCAGGGGGCAGCUUCGCUUCUCUCCGCCGUACCGACCGCCUCAGACCCACACCGGAGCUCGGAGGUCACCAACCGGCGUCACAUGCCGUUAAAAAGCCAACCCCGCCGCGGUUUUCUUGCGCUACAGCAAUGUUCAUUUUGAGCGUUUCCAAUUUAUCUUGAGGCAACGCUAAAAAAACAAAAAAAAAAAAACGCGACUUUGAAGGAGCAGGCUACUGUUUUUUUUUUUUUUUGGGAAUGCUUCCUCAGUCUGCCAGUAAAGAGCAGAGAGUGACAGUCCUAUCUGUCAAUUCACACCUGAAGACAUGUUGUACGGGACUGUGCCUGACUGGAAAGUACUGCUGCUGACUGCACUGCUGUGGGACUGCCUCUCUGCGUUGGGACUGAAACCCACGAGAUGGCCUCUGUACUCCCAAAAGCCUCUGCUCCUCGCUUGGAAUGCCCCGACUGAGGACUGUGCCCCGCGGCAUGGUAUUCACUUUCAGCUGGACCUUUUCCAGAUCGUGGCCUCCCCCAAUGAGGGCUUUGUUAGGCAGAACCUCACCAUCUUCUACAAGGACCGCUUAGGCUUGUACCCCUACUAUGAGCAAGAUGAAACGCCGAUGAACAGGGGGCUGCCACAGGCUGCCAGUCUCACACAGCACCUGGACAAGAUGCAGGAGGGAGUGCAGAAGUACAUAAAGGAACCAGGCGCCAAGGGUCUGGCAGUUAUUGACUGGGAGGAGUGGCGCCCACUCUGGAUACGCAACUGGGACACCAAAGAUGUUUAUCGCAAACACUCCCGUGAGUUGGUGCGACAAAAGAACCCAACGUGGCCGCCAGAUCAGGUGGCAAAAGUGGCCCAGCAGGAGUUUGAGAUGUCAGCCAGGAAGUUCAUGCUGGAGACCCUGAGACACGCCAAGAACCUGAGGCCCAACCAGCUUUGGGGUUUCUACCUGUUCCCCGACUGCUAUAAUCAUGACUACAGGCGCACUCUGGAAAACUACACAGGCCGCUGUCCAGAUGUGGAGGUGGCUCGCAACGAGAAGCUGAGAUGGUUGUGGAUAGAGAGCACGGCCCUCUUUCCUUCCAUCUAUAUGGGCGAAGUGCUGAAGUCCUCACCCUCCGGACGGCAGUUUGUCAGGAACCGAGUGAAGGAGGGGAUGCGUUUAGCAUCAUUAGGUGAUGGAUUGGCACGUCCUGUCUUUGUGUAUACCCGGCCCACCUACGCCUACUCUCUGGACCAGCUGACAGAGUUUGACCUCAUCUCUACAAUCGGGGAGAGCGUGGCUUUGGGUGCAGCUGGGAUCAUCAUGUGGGGAGACACAGCGUAUGCAGGCAGCAAAACCAGCUGCUCCAACCUGAACGAGUAUCUGCGGGGUCCGCUAAGUCAAUACCUCCUCAACGUCUCCACGGCAGCGGAGCUAUGCAGCCAGAGUUUGUGUGCUUCUCACGGCCGCUGCCUGCGCAAAAAUCCUGACAGCGACGUUUACUUGCAUCUGAACCCCCUCAACCACACAAUCGUCAGGCAGGGCGGCAAGCCUACGGUCACCGGCGAGCUCGGCGAAGCGGAGAAGGAGAGAUUUCAGGCAGAGUUUCAGUGCCAGUGCUACAGCGGCUACAAGGGAGACGGCUGCAGUCAGAGUCUGGUUCCAUCUAAAGCCACCGAACCUGCAGCGCUGCAAUGUGUGAUCUUACUGAUUAUCGCUCUGCUCAUCUGUUAACACACCAAAAAUACUGUAGAUAUAGUUGCAUUUUAUAAAUUCAGGAGCAAACUUGGGAAUUUUGAAGUGUCGUUUUUCUUCUAAUUGCUGUAAACCGAUGACACAAGGUGAAAUUUAAUAAGAAACACUGUGGAAAUUGCAAAGUUGUAUUUGUUUAUAACUUGUAAUCUUUUUUAAAACAAUGGAGGGCUCGCUGGAAAUGACCUUGUUUACAUUUUGCUCUCAGUUUCCUCUUGGCCACUGUUUCCCAAAGUGUCAAAUUCCAUGUUUCUCAUAGAGAGAAUGUUUUUUUUGUUGUUGUUUCGGAGGGCAAUGUGAUGAAUGAGUUGAUGUUUAUGUCAGUAGCUGUGUGGUGAAAGACAGUGGAAUUGAUGCACUUAAGUCUGGAAAUAGCACAAUAUACUUAAAGUGCCUGAUCUUUUUUUCAACCUCUCUCUGACAUCUGAUGUUUUUAUGGAGGCACUUACAGUGUUGCUAUUUAUUUGAAUGUAUUUUCAGGUGUUUUAUAUGAUAUUUUCUUAUUUUUAUGUCCAAAUCAUGACUACUAGUUUCUCCUAAACAUUACGUUACUCAAUUUCUGCUUUUAAAAAAAAGACUGUAUUCUAUAUUUCAGCAGCUGUUUUACAUCAGAAGCACAAGAUUAAAAGCAAUUUUCAGACACCCUCUUUUUGCCGUCCUCUAAUCAGACUUUUGACUAAUUAAAUAAACUUAUUUUCA
Messenger RNA from Acanthopagrus latus (yellowfin seabream), 2461 nucleotides. It is a transcript of the gene hyal2a, whose product is annotated as hyaluronidase 2a. Lineage: Eukaryota; Metazoa; Chordata; Actinopteri; Spariformes; Sparidae. The record is from RefSeq and is a predicted model, not a curated record. Gene Ontology annotation, biological process: hyaluronan catabolic process; carbohydrate metabolic process. The coding region runs from base 347 to 1744 and encodes 465 amino acids. Gene Ontology annotation, molecular function: hyaluronoglucuronidase activity; hyalurononglucosaminidase activity. The transcript is spliced from 4 exons.